AUGAUCCUUAAAGUAUCAUUUUUAUCCUCUCAUUUAAAAAAAACAUCCUCUCUUUUAUCUUUCAAGAGAUUACUUAGAUCUAUUGAAUGUGGGCGUACAAUUACUUUCUCCAAAUAUCUUUCUACAAAUUGUCAUGAAAGCAAAAGAAAUAUCAAUAAUAAUAUUAGCAUAAAAGAAAAUAAAACAUUUAAAGAUCGUAUAUAUACAAUACCUAAUUUAUUAUGUGGUAUAAGAAUUCUUUCCACUCCAUUAAUAGGUUAUUUGGUUAUCUAUGAAGCAUACCAACCAGCAUGCAUUUUAUUUAUUCUUGCUGGUGUUACAGAUUUUCUGGAUGGUUUUAUAGCUAGACAUUGGCCUUCUCAACGUUCAUUGUUUGGUUCAAUAAUUGAUCCUGUUGCUGAUAAAUUUCUUGUUUCCGUUCUAUUUGUUACAUUGACCUAUUCACAAUUAAUUCCAUGGCAGUUAACUACAUUAGUUUUAAGUAGAGAUAUAAGCUUAAUUAUAGGAGGAUUUAUUAAAAGAUAUCAAAUAUUACAGAAACCAGUCACAUUUAAAAGAUUUUUUGAUCCAUCUGUUGAUCCAGUAAAAAUGUUGCCAACUUUUAUCUCAAAAAUUAACACAACUCUCCAAUUAUCUUUGGUGGCCUUCAGUUUGGCAGCUCCAAUAUUUGAUUUUACAAAUCAUCCAGCUUUAACAGCAUUAUGUUGGAUAACAGCAUAUACAACUGUCCAUUCUGGGCUUCAGUAUAUUGGAGGUAAAGCUAUGAAGAAAGUUAAUCCAAAAAUUUAA
Strongyloides ratti is the source of this 789-nucleotide messenger RNA. RefSeq names its product Cardiolipin synthase. The transcript has 6 exons. Gene Ontology annotation, biological process: cardiolipin biosynthetic process. Lineage: Eukaryota; Metazoa; Nematoda; Chromadorea; Rhabditida; Strongyloididae. Gene Ontology annotation, cellular component: membrane; mitochondrion. The record is from RefSeq and is a predicted model, not a curated record. The coding region runs from base 1 to 789 and encodes 262 amino acids. Gene Ontology annotation, molecular function: cardiolipin synthase activity.